CUCUCUCUCCAAUACAUCACUCGCUCUCUUCAUCGCAUCAUCCUCUUUCGACCAUCUUUACUCUCUUUUUUUUCCAGUUUUCUCAACAAUAUUAAAACCUGUUGUAUCUUUUUUUUUCAAAUACUCAUGUUAAGAAAGACAAGAUCUUGAUGUUCAGACAUUAAUGUCUCCAGUGAUUAGCGAAGCACUUAGAUCUGGCUUAACUAUAGAUUCAUCUCUUAGACGCAGGACCCAUCUUGUUCAAUCUUUCUCCGUCGUUUUUCUUUACUGGUUCUAUGUUUUCUCAGAAAUCAUCUCUCCUUUAGCCAUAACAUAUAGCCUAUAAACUAUAUAUUAUAUCACCUUUCCAGAUAGUUUUUGUUUAACCUUAAUCUAUCAGGGUCCUGCGUCUUUUCAGUUGAACUAGUGUUUUUUUCGUGUCUUUUUUUAUUUUAUUUUAAUUUGGGUUGUUUGAUGAUGAAUAAACCGGAGAUGAGAUCGUGUAUGACCUGUAACUGGUCGCCGGUUUUAACGACCAGUUUACCAAACUCCGGUUCGGAGUCCGAUCUCGUGCAACGUGAUCUGAUCAACGAGCGGAAGAGGAAGAGGCUGGAGUCCAACAGAGAGUCGGCAAGGAGGUCGAGGAUGAGGAAGCGGGAGCAUCUGGUGGGUCUAACCACUCAGCUCGAGCAGCUGCGCAAGGAUAACCGCAAGGCCACCAUCGCGAUCGAUGUCACGACGGAGCACUACGACAAGAUGGAGGCGGAGAACUCCGUUAUGAGAGCUCAGGUGACCGAGCUAAACCAUCGCCUGAAUUCCCUCAACCAGAUCAUCGCUUUUCCAGAGUCUUACUCCUCCGCCGCCGGAGAGUUUGGGAUGGUGACGGGCCACUCCGCCGCCGGAGGGUUUGGAAUGGAGACGGGUCACUCCGCCGCUGAAGGUUUUGGGAUGGAGGCUGCUCCCUCCGCCGCCGGAGGGUUUGGGAUGGAGACGGGUCAGUCCGCCACCGGAGGUUUUGGGGUGCCGUCAGCUCCCUCCGCCGCCGGAGGAUUUGAGAUGGAGACGGGUGAUUACGCCGCCGGAGGAUUUGGGAUGGCGACAGCUCCCUCCGCCGCCGGAGUAUUUGGAAUGGCGACUGCUCCCUCCGCCGCCGGAGGAUUUGAGAUGGACACCGCCGCUGGAGGAUUUGGGGUGGCGACAGUUCCCUCCGCCGCCGGAGUAUUUGGAAUGGAGAAUGCUCCCUCCGCCGCCGCCGGAGGAUUUGAGAUGGAGACGGGCUACACCGCCGCCGGAGGAUUUGGGGUGGCGACAGUUCCCUCCGCCGCCGGAGUAUUUGGAAUGGAGAAUGCUCCCUCCGCCGCCGCCGGAGGAUUUGAGAUGGAGACUUGUCAGGGAGGAGGAGUAACCGAUUACGUCGAUGACUGGAGUAGCGGAGGAGGAGGUGGAUUUUACGACGAUGGCUGGAGCAGCGGAGGAGGAGGUGGAUUUUACGACGGAGGAGAGAUGGACCCUUUCGAUCUAGGGUUUUAUGACGAACCACCAAACAUGGCUUCUGCUUCUGCUGGCGUUGGUGAUGUUCUCAACUUUUGGUAACUCAAUGUCACAAUCACCAUCAUCUAGAGAGAGACGAAUAUGACUGACAUCAGGGGGUAAACUUGUAAUAAUCUUAUUAUAGAUGAUGUGAUGCUGGGUGUUUAGAUUAUAAGAUAAAGUUAACUAAGGCUUAAUCAGUGUUGUAAUGGACAUAAAUGUGUAGUAUGAAGAUGGUGAUGUGAUUGUAAUUGGG
This is a messenger RNA of Brassica napus (rape), 1765 nucleotides long. RefSeq names its product circumsporozoite protein-like. Lineage: Eukaryota; Viridiplantae; Streptophyta; Magnoliopsida; Brassicales; Brassicaceae. The record is from RefSeq and is a predicted model, not a curated record. The transcript has a single exon. Gene Ontology annotation, cellular component: nucleus. Bases 454 to 1572 code for a protein of 372 amino acids. Gene Ontology annotation, biological process: positive regulation of DNA-templated transcription. Gene Ontology annotation, molecular function: DNA-binding transcription factor activity; transcription cis-regulatory region binding.